CUUCGCAGCCAACCAACCACUCGACCGGGUGGUCCACCUCCCACCCCAUCACACCACCACACCAACUCGGUCAAAUGCAUGGGCACGGGGCCAUGGCUCACUCACAGGGAUCCGGGUCAAUGGGGCGGGCACCCUCGGCCCUCGCUCCUCCACGCUCUCCACCUCGACCCCUCUUUCGUAUAAAACCAACCACUCCUCCCCCGCUCCUCCCCGGCUCCUUGCCUUUGUUCUGUUCUCCAUUCGCGAAAGGCUCGCAGCAAAACCACGCCAUCGAUCGCCGCCACCAGUCCAGCAUCCUCCGAUCGACUACGUACUCCCACCCACUCCGGCAGCAGCGAGGCCUCUCUGUCUGUGCGCGGCGUGGCUGUCGUCGAUCUCUGCCUGGCGGGCGGCCGGCAUGGGGAGGUCCCCGUGCUGCGAGCAGGCGCACACCAACAAGGGCGCGUGGACCAAGGAGGAGGACCAGCGCCUCGUCGCCUACAUCAAGGCCCACGGCGAGGGCUGCUGGAGAUCGCUACCAAAAGCCGCAGGUCUGCUGCGCUGCGGGAAGAGCUGCCGGCUGCGGUGGAUCAACUACCUGCGCCCGGACCUCAAGCGCGGCAACUUCACCGAGGAGGAGGAUGACCUCAUCAUCAAGUUCCACGAGCUCUUCGGCAACAAGUGGUCGCUCAUCGCCGGGAGGCUGCCGGGCAGGACGGACAACGAGAUCAAGAACUACUGGAACACGCACAUCAAGCGCAAGCUCCUCGCCCGCGGCAUGGACCCGCAGACGCACCGCCCGCUCGCCAGCGCGACCGCGGGGCAGCAGCAUUACCAGCUGCAGGAGCCGCAGAAGCGAGCGGCCGGCGGCGGUCCAGCAGGCCAUCCGCACCAGGACCACUUGGAGGUCGUCGUCAUCUCGAACUCGCCGGACGAGGCCUACAGCCGUAGCAGCGACGACGAGCCGCGGUCCGCCACGCCGCCGCGGCGCCACCUCGACAUCGACCUCAACCUGUCCAUCAGCCUAGCGGCCUACCAGCCGCCGGAGGAAACCGGCAUCAUCAAGCAGCCACUGGUGAUGAAGCAGGAGCAGGAAACGGCGGCGGGCGGCACCAAUGCCGCGGCGGUGUGCCUGUGCCUCAACAGCCUCGGGUACCGGCCGGGCGUCGAGUGCGUCUGCGGCGACGGCAGCUCCUCCUCCUCCUCCUCGCACUCCCACUCCCACUCCCACCAAUGGGCUCUGAAUUUUUUACAGGCGGCGGCGCCCUGCUACAGAGGCCAAUAGUGUAGUAAGAGCGAUCAGUGACAUCAUUAAAAUGGGAGCGUUAUUACGAUCGAGACUGAGGGUGAGGGAGGGGGGCAGAGCUGAGCAGGGAUAGUAGUUAACUACAGCUAGUAGUAGUAGUAGUACGUAAAAGACACACAUGCUUAGGCUUUAACAAGUCUCUGAAACACGCAUCAUGGGUUAUGAGUUGUGCUCUCGUCUUGUCGUUUCAAUUCGGAGGACAAAGUGAUCAUGCUAUGCCCAUGCCUCCUCAACAAAUCAUGCUUUAGAGUAGUUUGAUCAUCGAUGAUCUUCUUCCAUCACCUAUAGCUAGAGCAGAUGUUCUCUUCUUGCGGCAAAAAAAAACCCCCCGCAUCAGUAGUCAUGUGCAUGCAUGGCUGAUAAUGGCCUGCCUUCUUCCUGCCUGAGAUGCUGAUGAAAAGCAAAGCGCAGUGACCACUUGGACGGUGCUUCGCUGGUGGCUAUGGACAAGCCAGGUUACUGGAUGUCUGCAGCCACACAUGACCCACUUGGACGCGCGCUGCUCACAGAAACAGAAAAGCUGGGUGCCGGUUUUUGGCUUGGAAAAAGCUUGUCUAGCUUGUAGAGCGAGGGAAGGGGAACUGGGCAUCGGAGCAUGAUGCAUGCGAAUGGGAUUGAUGAGAUGAGAGAUGCCCUUCCUUUCCUCUGGACUCUGUUGGUUGGUUAGGUACAGUAGGUAGGUAGGUACAAGGGGCGGAAGGGAUGUGAAUGCAAGGGAUGAAAAGUGCCACGGAGCAGCGGCAUGGAUUGGUUGGGGGCCGCUUUUGUUUGGUUUCUUAUUAUUAAUGGCCUACUUGUAACUGGUCGGAGCAUGAGCAUUUGAGUUGAGCAUGCAUGAUGGUGGUGGUUGGUAGUCUAUUGGCAGGUAGUGUCAGGAACUCACGACAAGAUCCAAGCAAGCUUUCAGGCUUUUAAUUUCGAGCAGAGUGGGGGCCAGCAAUGGUGAACUUCAGUUUAAGCACAGCACCAAACAGUGGUCUGGGCUAGAGUAGGGAAAAUUUUACCGCCGACACACGACCCGAUAAACCCGAUUUUCUAGUUUAUCGCUGGGCCCCAUCUAUUUUACCUAUCGACCAAAAA
Zea mays is the source of this 2365-nucleotide messenger RNA. RefSeq lists its product as uncharacterized. The record is from RefSeq and is a predicted model, not a curated record. The coding region runs from base 398 to 1264 and encodes 288 amino acids. The transcript has 3 exons. Lineage: Eukaryota; Viridiplantae; Streptophyta; Magnoliopsida; Poales; Poaceae.